Molecule: messenger RNA, 3422 nt
Organism: Catharus ustulatus (Swainson's thrush)
Lineage: Eukaryota; Metazoa; Chordata; Aves; Passeriformes; Turdidae
Gene: TPRN
Product: taperin
Exons: 5
Coding region: 1-2331 (776 amino acids)
Molecular function (GO): phosphatase binding
Source: RefSeq, a predicted model, not a curated record
AUGAGCAGCGCGGAGCCGCCGCUCGGCGCCGGGCCGCGGGCAGCGCCCGCCUGGCAGCGCGAGAUCCUGGAGCGCAAGCGGGCCAAGCUGGCCGGGGCGGGCGGCGAGCCCGAGCCCCCGGCCGGAGAGCGGCUGGUGGUGGCGGAGAGCCUGGGCCCGCUCCGCGAGAACCCCUUCAUGCGGCUGGAGAGCGAGCGGCGCCGGCUGCGGCAGGGGCGGCCCGGGCCCGGCGGCGCGGCGCGGCCCCUGCAGCAGCUGCUGGAGCUGUACAGCGCCGUGCCCGGCAUCCGCACCAUCCGCGCCGACAACAUCCUCAUCAUCGAGUCCCGCGCCGACCCCGCCGCCUGCUUCUCCUCGGGGGAUGCGCCGCCCGCCCGCCGCCGGGACCCGGCCGGCGCCGACCCGCUGCGGGAGCUGCUGGCCCGGCGCGGCGCCGCGCUCGCCGAGAUCCGCGCCGACCAGGUCGUCAUCUACGAGACGGCCGAGCCGCCGGAGCCGCCCGAGGCGGCCGAGCCGGGCACCGUCAGCCGCCUCCUGGAAAAGUUCGGGCAGCGGCCGCGGGGCCGCCGUCGCCGCGUUGGGGACGCGCUGACCGGGACCGGCGGGGUCGCGGCUCCGCCGCAGGUGGGACCGGGCGCUUCUCGGGCCGCGCCGCCCGCUCCGCCCGCGGGGCCCGGCUCCCCCCGCGCCCCUGCGCCCCUCCAGAAGGGACCCGGCUUCCCCCGGGCUGCGGCGCCAAAGCCGGGACCGGCAUCUCCGCCGGCGGUCCCGACCACUCCUCCGCCGCUCCCGGCUCCCCCGCGAGCUGCCACCCCCCCAGCGGUGCCGGUGGCCCCCCAGCCCACGGUCCUGCAGCCGGCCUCCCCCCGGGCUGUCACCCCUCCGCCCGUGGCCUCCCCCCGGGCUGCGGUCCCAGCUGCCCCCAAGGCUGCGACCCCUCAGGCCAACUGCUUUGUCCACAAGAUCAGCUCCAACUCCUUCACGGUCACACCCCGGGGGCAGCCCCCCAGCUCCCGCAUCCCCGAGCCCGGUGUUGUCCCCGCCGGCCGCCCCGCAACGCCCAAGGGGCCACCAGUGCCAUCCACCAGCCCUUCCCAUGCCAGAGCUAACGCCAGGAGGCCAAAGCCGGAGGAGGCCGAAGUGGCCGUGUCGCCCCUGCCCAGUGCCAGUCCGGCCCCCAGUGCCACCGGCGCCGUUCGGCCGCUCUCCGCCUCAGCCCCUCGGGCCGGGGGCUCCUUCGAAAUCCACCCGGCCCCCAAGCCCGACUUGGCGGCCAUUCCAGCCCACGACCUGCAGGCACAGGCUCUGGCCAAGCUGCGCCUCAAUUCACGCAAUUCCUUCGUCUUCGUGCCCCGCCGCGAGGGCAGCCCAGCUCGGCCGCCGGCCCAGAUUGCCAGGCCAGGGCCACCGCCACCGCCCUUGGAGGAGAAGGCACCCAAGGAGCCCCCGAGGGCUUCCGCCCCGGAGCAGGAAGAGUCCAUCACUUCCCCAGUGGCGCCUCUGGAUCCCUUGGUACCUGUGACUUACAUCGAUGACAUUGUGGAGCCAGACAGCGGGGAGCUGCUUCCCAGGGCUGGCCCGGCUGCGAGGACAGGGGGCUUGGCAGAUCAGCCUGGAGGAGCUGGCCCUGACCUGGAAAUGGAGUUUUCCUCUGUGCCCCUCUACAGACCACACUCUGCCCCCCAGCAGAGGGGAGGCAGUACCUUCACUGUUGUGCCCAAAAGGAAGCCCGUGGCCCCGGGGCUGCAGGCCGAUGCCAGCGGAAGGCCACAGCGGGAGGAAGAUGAGGAGGAGGAGGACAGCAAAGGAAGAGGCAAAGCUGUGGAGAACGCUGAUGGGCCCCAAGUGGGGAUAUCCCAUAAAAAGCGCUACCCAACGGUGAAUGAGAUUGAAGUGAUCGGGGGGUACCUGUCUCUGGAGAGGUCCUGCAUGAGCAAGACGGGCUCGCGCCGCAAGAAGAUGAAGAUCUCUUUCAACGAGACAAGCUUGCAGACCAUGUUUGAGUACCCCUCAGAGAGCUCCUUGGCAGAAGAAGAUGAGGAAGAGGAAGGACAUGCUUCUGAAACAGAGGAGGAAAAAUCUCGCACCUUUUACAUUCCACGCCCAAACAGCACUUUGCAUCCCAGUACACCUAACUCAGCGGAUUUAUCCAGCUACACCCCAAAGCACUCCGUAAAGUUCAGCGAGUGGCAGGAGCAGAAGUAUGAGGGUCCUGCUGCAGAGGGACCCCUCCCAAAGGAAGCUGAUUCCCAUGGAAACCAAGUCAUGCUCACCCCGGCGGAGAAGGGCGGUCUCUCGGAUUUCAGCAGCGAGCCCGCGCUCUAUUUCUGAGGCUGCUCCGCAGUGCUGCAGCAGCGGCUGCUGGGCAGGAUGGGCAGUGCAGCCGCGCUGGCCACACGGGAACCGCCACCGAAACGGCCCCAAAGCGCUGCCCCCGGAUCCUGCUGCCAAGGGUGGACCAGAUGCUCUUGGCCAUCUGCAGAGAAUAUUUGCACUGGAUUUUGGGACCGAAUUACUGCUUUCAAGGCAUUGAUUGAUUCUGCCUGUGGCCUUGCAUAUUCCUUGUUCAAGAUCAGCUGCCAGUUAGGCACGUGUGGGAAGGACAUCUGUUAUCCUGGGCUGGAUGUUGUUUUUUCUUAGUGCUGAGUCCAGGCACUGUGCAGGGUCUGGACAGCUUUUGCAACCCUUCUCCCCAGUUCAGAAUGGCUCUGGAGUUGGAGCACUGGGCAGUUAGGUGGGUUCACAGCGUGGCUGUGAUUUGACAUAUUGGGUGUGAGUUUGGAAAACCAUUGAAGGUUCAUAGUUUGUCCUUGGCAUGUUUCCAGCUCUGGUUUCACUGAAACAUCGUGGAAUUCAUGUGCCAGUUACAUGCUUGUGGAGUUCACUGAGCACCCUGAAGGAGGGAUGGGAGCAGCAAUGAAUGCCUUUAGCUUUAGGUCUUAUUUUUGUACCAAUCAGUAGAGAAAUGUCCAGACUGUUUCAAGCUUCUUGAUGAUUCCCAAACAUUGGCCAUAACUUUGGUCUGUCCUUCCCAACUCUGGCAUCCAGUCUCUGGGAAUUGCUGGUUGUGCUCCACUUUGCCAGCUCCUCUUGUUGCUUUAUUCCAGAUCUGAUUGAUCUCUCUUGGUUGCUUCCUUCAAGCCCCAUUCUGCUCCUCUAAUCAAAGCACAGGAGGACAGUUUCACUCCUUUUUUCUGCAGAACUUGAACAAGGAAUGUGGGUUAUUUUUGUUUUUUCUAGCAUUUUUAUAGUUCUAUUGUAAUUGUUUAAUGCAGCCAAUAUGCAAAGGAAUCUGCUAGAAUCUUCCAUUCAAGUUUUCUACUACUGUAAACUCAGGGUCAAAAUUGCACUCUGGAACAGAUGGAGCAGUGCUGCUAAUGUGAUUUGUACUUUGGGAUUAAAAGAGAUGUGGUGAGAACAGA